Vanrija pseudolonga is the source of this 3856-nucleotide messenger RNA. RefSeq lists its product as uncharacterized. The coding region runs from base 2705 to 3856 and encodes 383 amino acids. NCBI's taxonomy places the organism in Eukaryota, Fungi, Basidiomycota, Tremellomycetes, Trichosporonales, Trichosporonaceae. The record is from RefSeq and is a predicted model, not a curated record. The transcript is spliced from 17 exons.
CUCAAUUGCGACGACAAAACAAAAACACUACGCGAGACAAGAGAGAGAGACACGGGCAUACCUCGCAAAACAUCAUCUUUACACUCCCCCACCCUACACCGGCGAUUAUCUCCGCCGGGCCGACGGUUGGCCAUCUUGCUGCUCCAACGCCCCACCCCUCGGCGCGCCCAUCCAUCAUCGCCUCACUCAUCGUCGUCAGAUCGCCAUUCAACAAACCUCCCUCGAGCUUAGCAACCUAACGGCACUGGGCAUCGUACACCCCCUUCCAAUACCACGCUAGCCCAGUCAUCCCGUCGACUCGGACUCAACCCGACUCAACUCCCUCAGGCCCGUUCCCCGGCCCGCUGUCACCCCCCUCGGUCCCCUCGCUCCGAACCAGACCCACUUCGGCGACUCGCGUCGUCAUAUGUUGAUCGCGGUAGCGCUCCCAGGCGCAUAAAGCAUAAACCCACACACCAGGACAUCGCCUUUGGCGGUUCCUCUUUGCCCUCGCCGCUCGCGAUCACUAACCAUGCCUUCACCCCCCGAACAAGGUCCCGAGAAGAGGAAGAGGCGUCAAAAUGUCGCCUGCGACUCCUGUCGUCUUCGUCGUGUAAAAUGUGACAUGCUGUCCCUCCUGACCCCGCCCGAUGCCGACCCAUCAAAGGCUGUGCCCCCGCUGCACGUGCUCGUGCGCGACCACCCCGAGGUGUCCUGCUCAAACUGCAUCUCCAAGGGCAUCAAGUGCACCACCAACCAGAUUGUCAACCCGGCAAAGCCCAACAAGGGUGGCAAGCGCAUCGAGGAGGCAAAGAAGAUGUACGGAAGCGGGCUCGAGGCUUCUUCAGCCAGCGCCAGUGGUUCCGCCGAGGGCACCCCCCACUUUGCCUCCCAGGUUGGCGGCGGAAUCCCGCACAGCGACCGCUCGAGCAUCGACAGAGGUGACAGCGGUCUCGGCAUUGGCAGCAGUAGCAGCGGAUCAGCCCAGCAGGGCUCCUCGUCCAACGCUGCUGACAUUGGCGGUAUCAAUGGCACCGGCUUCUUUGGCGAGCAGUUCAGCUACGCCUCGCUUACGCCAAAUGUCGCCCCGCCCGCAAUGUACAUCAACCCCGAGUCCACAGGAGGCCAUUAUCUCGCUGCAAGCUGGGGUGCUGCUGGCUUCACCCCAACGACCUUCCCGUACGAGAAUACGUACCUGGACAGCAGCAGAAUAUCAGGCGUGAGCUCGCCACUCCCUACUACCGACAUGAGUCUCCAAGCCACUUGGGAGGCUCUGAUCAACCCCACUGCCGCGCCUGUCAUGUCGACGCCCGUACCAACGUCCCUUCCCCCUCCGCCUCGCACAUCGUCCAACGUCCUCCUAUCGGCUGAGAAUCUCGGCUCGUCGUCCUCGCUCAAUCUCUUUGAGACGGACCCCGCCAAGUUUCCCCAGAUUGCAAUGGACCGCGUGUUUGACCCCCGCUCCGACCGCUUCGUUAGCAGGAGCGCGGGCAGUGGCAGCCUGUCGGCCUCGGUCAGCCCGGCACCUCGCCUCUCGCCGCGGCCGGAGACAACGACUCUGCGGGCCAUGGCAGAAGCACAGACACGAGAGCACUCGAUCGAAGGGGAUGGGUCAGGCCCGCUGGUGCCUUCCAGCCGGCGCAAACGGCAGCAUUAUGACGAUGAGGACGACGUCGUGGAGAUCAUUCGCAUCAACGACCCCGUCGAACAAGAUCCUUGGCGGAUCUGGGCCCCUCCAGACGCCGUUGUGCGUUGGUCACAGGCCGAACAGCCCCGAGGCCUUCUACAUGGAAUGGCAGCGAGCUGGCGAGCGAUCCGAUCGCCUAACGCCCGCGCAAGAGGUCCUAUGCGUGGUGAUGGAAGCCUGGGCUGCUCGGUUUUCGGACCACCCAGUGAUUCUAGGCGUCGACCCAUCGAAAGCUCAUACGGUCCCCAAAGUGAUUCUUGGAACUGGUAGGAUGGUCCCAGGAUCCCAAGCACGCCAGCAUUGGGGCCGCGCCCGCCUCAAGGUCUGUCUCGCCCUGGCCGAGCGUGCCCGUAAACUCAUCGAUCACUACGGUAUUCUUCGAAAGCCCUCGGUCACGGGCGCCCAAGCCCUCACCCUCUAUUCCCAGCUCUGCCACAUGUCAGAUACCAAGGACAGCGCCCUGUCCAACGUUCUCGAGACCCAAAUGAUUCACUCCAUCAUCAUCGAGCAAAUGAAGCACCUCGAACUGAUGUGGGACUCGUCAGGGCAGAUCCCCGUCGAGCCCUCAGAGCUUCCCAUCAGUAUCGGGCAGCAGCGGAUGAAACAACGUCGUCUGUUCUGGACAAUGAUCGUUUCUGACGCCUUUUGGGCUGCCGGAUCCGGGUCUGAACCGAAAGUCCCCGACGAGGAGAUUGAGGCGUCAGCAGCGUGGCUGCUGCGCGUCGAGGACGGUCUCCCGCCAUCUACCUUCAAGGCGCUGUCGUUCUUCACGUCAACGUACCACCGCCUCGCUGUUAUUGCCCGCACUGUCGCACGCAAGCUCGCGGUGCCAGCCAAGCGACCUGGCCGCGUCGAUGUUGCUCAGUUCUGCAACACCUGCCGUGCCGUGUGGCGCGCGGCUACCAGAAAGACGUCUACCGGGACCUCAACACUCGAGUCGUGGAGCUUCUCGCAAGUUGUGCACACGAGCUGCUAGGUUUCUCGCCCAUUCACUAUCUCUCGGCGCUGAGGCAGAGCUGUCCUUUCAUCGUCCUGAUCAUGCAGCAACUAAUCCACGAUCAACUGGCGUUCCGAAAGACACUGUCGGAGGCAUAUCUCCAAUCGGAUGCUCGUCCUAGCCACACGCGGCCCGAGCUGGAACAAGUUGCGGAGCUCGAAGAGCUCAAUGUGCAGAGUAUCGACCUGGUGUUGUCCCUCACUCGAUCGCAAACCUAUAUGUUUGAGUCGAUCCAGGAAACUGGCCUUGUCCAAUCUGCCUCGGUCAUGAUCCGUGUUCUCCUCGCCAUUGCCCAGUUCCUCUCUGAGAUCCCUACAAACGAGCAAGGAUACCCCAGCAACACUCCUGGCGGCAGCGGGUGGACGUGGGAAACGAAACAGAAGGAAGUCGGCUACUGCACCGCGGCUCUUGCACAGCUUGGAUGGGCAUGGGCCGACGUCGGCGACGUUUUGGAGCAGGUCAUGCUCACCAUGGAGCGGCUCACUCCUUCGCCCGAGGUUCUCGCGGCUUACGCAGCGAAGACAAACCCCGAUGGCUUUGACCAUGUGGCUUUGCAGGUUCAGCGCGACAGGGAGCGUGAUGCGAAGGCCGUGUCCUCAGCCAUGACCUUCUGGCCUCCACUCUCUGUACCAGACAUCGUUGCCGACUGGAGCAGAACAACGUCCAAGUCGCUCUCGCCUCCAGACAACUUCGACACCAGGUAUACUUCUGCGCAGAAUGAUGCCGCGGCAGCAGCAUCAGUGAAAGAGCGGAUUGCGAAUGCCCUUUCGUCUGAGCAGGUGGCACACCUCUCUGACCCAACUCUGGCAACACACUCAGUGUCGGACCCUGCUACGAACCACUUCUACGCGCAGGGUCCAUACAUCCCUGUCAGCAAGUCUCUCCGUACCCCGAGCGCGGCCAGCGACACUACGUCACCAGGCCAGACCGGUGGGACCUCGGCCAAGGGUGACAACCGCCCUCUCAUCCUCACACCGGGGAUGAUGUGGGACCUCGACAUGCCACCAAUCGACGCCGCAGCGGAGGCUACUGGCCCUGGUUCGUCAAAUCGGCCCAGCAACCUCAACUCUGGCCCGCUGGGCGGCCACGCAGUGAACCCGAGCAUGAUCUCGACAUCCGGGGUUGGACUUUCGGCCGAGAUGGAGUCGUUCCUCGAGAACCUGGUCAAGGGGGGUGGGUUCGGGGCGAACUGA